Molecule: messenger RNA, 3446 nt
Organism: Zingiber officinale
Lineage: Eukaryota; Viridiplantae; Streptophyta; Magnoliopsida; Zingiberales; Zingiberaceae
Exons: 14
Coding region: 688-3270 (860 amino acids)
Biological process (GO): L-arabinose metabolic process
Molecular function (GO): alpha-L-arabinofuranosidase activity
Source: RefSeq, a predicted model, not a curated record
GCGAUAAAAUCCGUCGUCUUCUUUCACGAUCGAUCGGCAUCCUUUUUGUUUACUCGAGUAGAGGCCGAAAGGGCCUGCGGUGGAAACAUUUACCGCGGUCACAGGUAGACGGCAUCGACAUGUGCGGUGGAUGAGGAAUACGAGGCGAUCGAGCGCGUAUACUGAUCCCUGCUCAGCUGAUCGGCUUCGUGACACGAUGACCAUCCCGUGAUCCUUCCUCUGAUUGCGAUUCUUCUUCUUUUCGCCGCCGCCGCCUAACAAUUCCGGCAACCAGAAAGAAAAGGGAAGGGAGGGGAAGAGGUUAGGUCCUAUGUUCAAUUUGCUCACGGGACCAGUUCUUGUUCGCCUCUCUAUUUCCUCUUUGGUGGACAUAAAUAUCCACAUUGCCGCUCUCAGCAUCAGUUUCCUUGCUUGGAAUUCUGCGUAUCGGCCAAAGUUUGGAGCUUUAUCCUUCUUUGCCCUCGUACUUCACUUUCUCCUCCAUAAUUGGAACCAGUAUUACUGUGCGUCUACUUGAAUAAUUCACACUUCUUCCUUGACCUGUUUGUCCUAUAAAACCACCGCAAGGUGAAGUGACUUGUUGAGCAUGAUAUUUUAUAUCACUCAGCUGCACUUGCUCCGUUGGCACUUGUUGAGGAGGAGUGUUUAACAAAAAGGAAGGAGUUGUAUUGAUUCAGAAGAAAAAUUAUGGGCUUGCUUUCUAUCUUUGGUUUCUUUCUUUUGAUGUCCUCGGUCUUCACCCACGGAAAGGAAUGCACCAAUAUUCCUACACAAUUAUCUUCUCACACAAUUCGUGCUCAGCUUGCAACGUCUACCAAUGAAACAUGGAAAGCAGAGAUGCUCUCUUACUAUCACUUAAAUCCUACUGACGAGUCAGCAUGGAUGGAUUUGCUACCAAGAAAGCUAUUGAACAAGGAUACCCCCAUUGAGGAGUUUAACUGGCUGAUGUUGUAUCGGAGCAUGAAAGGCUUUGGCAGGUUUCAUGUGCAUCAGAAAGGAGCAAAUUUCCUUAGUGAAGUAUCUCUCCAUGACGUCCGCCUUGACCAGAAUACCAUGUUUGGACGAGCACAACUGACUAAUCUGGAGUACUUGUUGCUUCUUGAUGUUGAUCGGCUAGUUUGGAGCUUCAGGAAGCAAGCUAAUAUGUCAACUCCUGGCCAACCUUAUGGAGGAUGGGAAGCUCCAAAUGUAGAGCUUAGAGGGCAUUUCGUGGGUCAUUACAUGAGUGCAUCAGCUCAGAUGUGGGCUAGUACCCAUAAUCAGACUCUUUAUCAGAGAAUGUCAUUAGUUGUUGAUGCACUUUAUGAUUGCCAGAAAAAGAUAGGCACAGGAUAUCUUUCUGCUUUUCCUUCUGAAUUUUUUGACCGUUUUGAAGCUAUCAUGAGUGUUUGGGCUCCUUAUUAUACCAUUCAUAAGAUCAUGGCUGGUCUUCUAGACCAAUACAUAUUAGCUGGUAAUGUCAAAGCAUUGCAGAUGGUCGUGAGGAUGGCUGAUUACUUUGGGAACCGUGUCAAGAAUGUUAUCGUCAAGUAUAGCAUAGAAAGACAUUGGGUUUCACUUAAUGAAGAAACUGGUGGGAUGAAUGACGUCCUGUAUAGACUCUACAGUGUUACGAAAGAUCCAAAGCAUUUGGUAUUAGCCCAUCUAUUUGACAAACCAUGCUUUCUCGGUCUGCUUGCAGUGCAGGCUGACAGCAUUUCUGAUUUUCAUUCAAAUACACAUAUUCCAAUUGUAAUAGGAGCACAAAUGCGAUAUGAGAUUACAGGUGAUUCGCUUUACAAGGAUAUCAGUGCGUUCUUUAUGGAUAUUGUGAAUUCUUCCCACAGUUAUGCAACAGGAGGAACUUCGGUCAGUGAAUUCUGGUGUAACCCAAAGCGUCUUGCAGACAGGCUAGGCACAGAAAAUGAAGAAUCUUGCACUACUUAUAACAUGCUUAAGGUAUCUCGCAACUUAUUUCGAUGGACAAAGGAGAUGGCAUAUGCUGAUUAUUAUGAGAGAGCACUGACGAAUGGUGUGUUAAGUAUUCAAAGAGGAACAGAUCCAGGGGUGAUGAUUUACAUGCUUCCUCAAGGCCCUGGAAAAUCAAAGGCAAUGAGUUAUCAUGGUUGGGGCACAAAGUUUGAUUCAUUUUGGUGUUGUUAUGGAACUGGAAUUGAAUCAUUUUCAAAACUUGGAGAUUCUAUUUAUUUUGAGGGUAAAGGAACUAUACCAAGCCUUUAUAUUAUACAGUACAUAUCUAGUUCUUUUAGUUGGAGAGCUGCUGGAAUUCAACUGAGCCAGAAGACAAAACGAGUAUACUCCUUUGAUCCUUAUCUGCAGGUCUCAAUUACAACCUUGGCUAACGAGUCAAGUCUGACUUCAACGUUGAACUUGAGGAUACCAUCUUGGACAUCCUUAUCUGGUGCAAAAGUGCUUCUAAAUGAUGAAAAUCUAAAGCUAACUCCUGAAAAAUUCCUGUCUGUCACAAGGAAUUGGACUUCAAAUGACAAUUUGACCCUUGUGUUGCCUCUCAUAUUAAGGACGGAAUCCAUCAAAGAUGACCGGCCCGAGUAUGCUUCCCUGCAGGCAAUUCUUUUUGGUCCAUACCUUCUUGCAGGCCUGACAACCGGUGACUGGAACAUAAAGACCGGAAAUUCUAGCUCCAUCUCGGAUUGGAUAACUGCGAUUCCAGCUUCGUAUAAUUCACAACUUGUAUCCCUUGUGCAGGAGUCCAACGGCAAGGCCUUCGUCUUCUCGAACUCCAAUGGUUCCUUGACAAUGGAGGAGUGGCCUGCUGAAGGAACCAACUCUGCCAUACAUGCAACAUUCAGAUCUCCAAAAGGCUGCGAUGUCAUACCCUGCAAGAAGACUGACCAGAGCUCGGUGAUGCUAGAACCAUUUGAUCUUCCAGGGAUGGUAGUGGUACAUCAAGGCCCUAACAAUGACCUUGCACUUUCAACAACAACUAGCCCAGAGAGUGUAUUCAAUAUCGUCCAAGCAUUGGAUGGGAAACAAGAUAGAGUGUCCUUGGAGUCCAGCAAUCAGCAAGGGUGCUUUUUGUCUCCCAGAAUCAGUAACACGGCCGGAAGCACAGUUCGGUUGGCAUGUGUGUCUGAUUCAGAGCCAGACAAGUUGUUCAGGCAGGCGGCAAGCUUCACUCCGAUCACAGGGUUGAGGGAAUACAAUCCGAUUAGCUUCAUGGCAAAGGGAGUUAGGAGGAACUUCGUGUUGGAGCCUUUGCUGAGCCUGAAAGAUGAGACGUAUAGUGUCUAUUUCGACAUUGUAACUUGAGAUUCAACCUCUGUUUUAGCUAAAUAAAGCUUAGCAGAGCCGCACCAGCUCAUGCAAAUCUGUGUUAUUUGUGCCUUAAAAGCCACUUCCUAACAGCUUAUGUUUGGGUCCUGAGGUGACUGUGGACAAUUGUUUCGCCAAAAAAUAUAAAAUAAAAAGUUUUUUUUUUUUGUUGA